AACGCUUGCCAUAAAAAUUUUUAUUCUGUUUCCAUCAGAAUAUUAAUUUUUUGGUCCUUGUAACUAUAAUACAUCUUCGUAUACGCAAUGAAAAUUAAUAAGAAAAGCUAACAAGAAAAAAGAUGGCGUUUCAAAAGAAAAUGAGAACGGUUUGUUAAUAGCCUGAGAAAUCACGUAAUGCUUCGCCGAAAAGAGACGACACUUUCGCAAACGACCAUUUGUUCACCGUUCCCUUAGUUGUUCGCUUGACAUCAUCUUCUUUAGUCGCAUCAUGUGGAAUCGCAAGGUGUUCAUUAGAAUAAUCGAAGUGCUCCUGUGCGUUGCCUGCAUCGUGGCGCUUAGGGUAACAGACGAUGAGGAAUUUUUCCUGCUUGGAUUGGGCGUGAUCCUCUUCGGGAUAGUCGGCGCCUUGUCUCUCGCAUCAAUCGACAGCGUUCCUGAGGAUCUGGUUGACAAUGCCGCGGUUUUAGGAGCGUUGUGCUUGCUCACAGCGUUGGUGUUUAUUGGAGAUUUGUUGAUGAGCCCGCCCCGCAAGAAAAACAAGCAGGACGAGGCACGAAUCAUUGAUAAAGAUUUGGGGAAGCGACAGGUGACACCAGUGGUGACUGCCGAGGAUACGAAGAAACCGACCGUCGUCAAGAUCCCCGAGGACGAGAACGGUCGCGUAAACGAUGCUUUCCAGAAAUCGGAUGAUCGUCGCUCCGAUCCUACGAGAUCGCAGCAGGAAUCACCCACCACCGUGCACCCGCGGGACGUCCAGGAUGAUCGCGAGCUCCGCGGUGAUCAGGAGCCACGGGAACGUGCACAGAAUUUCGAGAACGGCCGCGCUUAUCGCGACUUGCAGAAGUACCGCGAGAUCGAGGUGCCGCGUACGGUGCACGAUCCUGAUAGCAGGAUCGAGCAGUCCAGGAUAACAUAUAAGAGCCGAGACAUCUAUCAGCGGCCGAUCGACGAGAUCGACACACCGCGCUUUCCGACGGAGUACGAGAAGGGAGACCCGGUCUUCGCGAGGAUCGUCAAUCCGAGUGUGAAAAUCAUGAAGGUCGAACGAGACGCUGUCGAGGAGGCGCUCGACAACUACAGAUAUUCGGACAACAGCCAGUAUGAUAACGUGCCAAUCAGAAUGCGCGGCUCAUCGGGAAUCCUAAAGAGCCAUCAUCGCGACGUGUCCUUCAAUGUGCCACCUCCGCCUAAGGACUAUCGAUCUAGAAGAUCCAAAGAUGAGAUCGAGAUGUUAGAGGAAUAUUUUGGCGUACUGAAAACCACUGGCACGCAAACUUCAAGGACACCGUCCUCGCCGACGGAUCCAGGAUAUGUUCGACAUACUGCAAGUAACUGGCCGCAGGAGAUUCAGUCGAGUACACCAAAACCUAGCCCGGAACACAGUAGAGUUUAACCCUUUCAUACGCGGAUAUUUUUGGUCAUUUCAUUAAUUAUCUAUUGAUCUAUUGGCCAGCUUUAAUUCAGAAAGGAUAUCAAUUAUUUUUUUUAAUUAGUAAAAUUAUUAAUUAAAACUUUUUAGAA
Molecule: messenger RNA, 1524 nt
Organism: Pogonomyrmex barbatus (red harvester ant)
Lineage: Eukaryota; Metazoa; Arthropoda; Insecta; Hymenoptera; Formicidae
Source: RefSeq, a predicted model, not a curated record